UAGUUUGUGUCACUAUAAUCCAAUCCAUUAGUCUAUCUUGCUUACAUCUACUGGCGGCUCUUGUGUUGUAUCAUAUUUAUUCGUAGUAUUACAAAAUUUCAUUCAUUUUAAUUGAAAAAUUACCUACCACGGCACAGUCAAAUAGUUCUUAAUUUAGUUUUUUUUUAAGUUUACGUGCUGCAUAAAGUUUAUAUCACUAAAAUGGCUGAGCAAAAAGCUGACAUUGCCCUCAUCGGCCUAGCUGUUAUGGGCCAAAACCUUAUUCUGAACAUGGACGACCAUGGUUUUGUUGUCUGUGCCUAUAACAGAACUGUUGCAAAGGUUGAACAUUUUCUCCAAAAUGAAGCAAAAGGAACAAAAAUUAUUGGUGCAAAUUCUUUAGAAGAUAUGGUUAGCAAAUUGAAAAAGCCACGAAAAGUUAUGUUACUUGUUAAAGCUGGGUCAGCAGUAGAUGAGUUUGUGAGGAAUCUAGUCCCCCUGCUGGAAAAAGGGGAUAUAAUCAUUGACGGUGGUAAUUCUCAGUACCUGGAUACUCAAAGAUGGUGCAAGGAGCUCCAGUCAACAGGAAUCCACUAUAUUGGCAUGGGUGUGAGUGGCGGUGAAGACGGCGCCCGCUAUGGGCCUUCGCUGAUGCCCGGCGGUCACCCUGCUGCCUGGCCUCACGUUAAGCCAAUAUUUCAGGCCAUAAGUGCAAAGGCGAACGGCGAGCCAUGUUGCGACUGGGUGGGCGAGGAUGGCGCCGGUCAUUUCGUGAAGAUGGUCCACAACGGAAUCGAGUACGGCGAUAUGCAGCUCAUCUGCGAAGCGUAUCAUGUCAUGAAGGAUAUUCUUGGUAUGGAACAAAACGAAAUGGCGGCGGUAUUCGAAGAGUGGAACAAGGGCGAGCUGGACUCUUUCCUGAUAGAAAUCACGAGGGAUAUCCUCAAAUUCAAGGACGACGAUGGCAAGUACCUCCUGCCGAAGAUCAGAGACACGGCCGGUCAGAAGGGCACCGGCAAGUGGACGGGCAUCGCCGCCCUGGAGUACGGAGUGCCGGUCACGCUGAUAGGGGAGGCUGUCUUCUCCAGAUGCCUCUCGGCUCUUAAAGACGAGCGCGUGAAAGCGAGCCGAAGUCUACCUGGCUCCAAUUUGAAGUUCAGCGGGAACAAGGAGUUCCUGGAACACCUCAGGAAGGCACUCUUCGCCAGCAAACUCAUCUCAUACGCCCAGGGAUUCAUGCUUCUACGCGAAGCUGCCAAGGUGAACGGCUGGAAUCUGAACUACGGCAGCAUAGCGCUGAUGUGGCGCGGCGGCUGCAUCAUCAGGAGCGUGUUCCUUGGAAAUAUCAAGGACGCGUUCACAAAAAAUCCACAGCUAUCCAAUCUUCUAUUGGAUCCGUUCUUCAGCGAACGUAUUAGCACUGCGCAGGCGUCGUUGAGGCAGGUUGUCGCUCAAGCCGCUUUAGUCGGCGUUCCCGCGCCGGCCUUCAGUUCCGCGCUCGCCUUCUACGACGGCUACCGAGCGGAAGUGUUGCCGGCUAACUUGUUACAGGCUCAAAGGGACUACUUCGGCGCUCACACGUACGAGAUUCUGAACAAGCCGGGCACAUUCGUCCACACCAACUGGACGGGUCACGGCGGCAACGUAUCUGCUACCACGUAUAAUAACUAAUCUAUAAUACCACGACUUCUUGCUGGCGAUAACCUCGGGUGCAUCUCUCUGGAGGGGAGCCCGGGGUCCGCUUUUUGUUGUAGUAUAAACUUUAUGCUAAAACCUUACGAGAUUUAUUUAAAAACACUGACGUAUUUUCUUAAUAUAGAGAACUAGAUGAUUCAAUCCCGUGGGUACUCCGCAAUAAAAAGUAAAAAGCCUAUAUGUUAUUCCGGGUCUUCAGCUACCUACAUACCAAAUUUCAUCGUAAUCGGUUCUGUAGUUUUUGUGUGAAAGAGUAACAAACAUCCAUACUGACAUGCUCAUAAACUUUCGCAUUUAUAAUAUUAGUAGGAUAAAUGAUUGUUCUAUUUCUAGGUGUUUAGAAUGUGCAGUUUCAAAAGAAAUUUAUUGGUUUAAAUAUACGGAUUUUUGAGUUUAAAUAUAAAUCGAAUUGAAAACCUCUUCCUUUUCUGAAGUUGGUUGAGAAAUAAGAAUGCCAUACUAUAAUGAGUUCAUAUUUAAAGUCGACUAUUUAACAAUAAAAGCUCUGUCUAACCUAUCAACUUUAAUUUUUUUCUUAAGGCGAAGGUCUAAUUUAAACGGCCCUAUGAUUUUUUUCAGUGAUUCAAGAAAUUUUUCAUUUAAUAUUAAACCAUUUGUGGCUCUGUCCGUGUGACGCAAUUUAUCAAGCGGAUUUUCGUAAAUUAGUAUUCUACGAAAUAAAAAAACUAAUUAUUUCAAGAUAAAGGGGGCCUAAAUAAAAAAAAAAUCUUAAUAAUUUGUAAAUUUAACAGUAGUUUAAAUUUAGUCGAGCAACGCAAAAAAGAGCUGUAACAUUAUGUGUUAAAACUCAUUUGCUAAUCUGCUCUCUCAUCAUCUAAAUAAUGCUGUUAUGUUGUCAGUGUUUUUAAAUAAAUAUAAAAUAAUUAAGAAAUAACUCGUGAUGGUGACACCCACACCGUAUUUAUUAUCGGACACUUUAUUCAGCAAAAUUGUUUUGAUUUAAAUUAAUUGGUUGACUCUCAAGAUUAUCUAAAAAUGAUAACAUAAAAGUAAUCAUAUUUUUUUUAAAACCAAAUGAUACAAAAAAGAAUAAAACGCGUUCGUUAUACUUUUUUAUAUUGUCACUGGUCUUAAGAUAAUAAGUCGUAUCUUUUGCAUUAUGUUAUUCUAAUAUUUAUUCACUGCUAAUAACGUUAUUGUUUUUUGAUUACAAAAUAUUUAUGGUAUAUGUUUUUUAAAGUUUUUGAGAAUUUAUAAAAAAAAGGACUUCGUUUUGUUAUUGCUGUCUGCACACUUUGAUGGAAAAUUAUUAUUUUAUUAAUAUUUAUAUGGCAGUAGCAUUUUAAGAAAUAAUGUGAUAUAAACGUUUAAAGUUUUAUGUCCAAGACAUUCCUUUGUAUGCUUUUGCGUUGUGGUCGUUACUUAUUUUAAGUGGUACAAAGUGUAAUUAACAUUCCUAUUAUAUCACUAGGUGGUUGGCUGUUAGUAUUUAAAUAAUAUUGUGACAAUAAUGUGCUUCCUAUUUUUGGAUGUGUUUUUUAUUAAAAAUAAAUAUUUACUUGA
This is a messenger RNA of Amyelois transitella, 3198 nucleotides long. It is a transcript of the gene Pgd, whose product is annotated as 6-phosphogluconate dehydrogenase, decarboxylating. Gene Ontology annotation, cellular component: cytosol. Gene Ontology annotation, biological process: pentose-phosphate shunt, oxidative branch; pentose-phosphate shunt. The transcript is spliced from 12 exons. Gene Ontology annotation, molecular function: phosphogluconate dehydrogenase (decarboxylating) activity; NADP binding. The coding region runs from base 202 to 1650 and encodes 482 amino acids. NCBI's taxonomy places the organism in Eukaryota, Metazoa, Arthropoda, Insecta, Lepidoptera, Pyralidae. The record is from RefSeq and is a predicted model, not a curated record.